AUGGCUGACUACGAACGCCGGAAUCACGGCCCUCGCGGUGGUGGUGGUGGCGGCGGCGGUGGACGCAAGCGCCGCUACAGAGAUGACGAGGAUUUUGAUCGCCGCCCCCAGAGACGCAGAUAUGAAGAGCCUUUAUUUGUCCAGGUCCGACGUCAAUUGCUGACUAUUGCUGAAUCGGCUGCCCGGAGAGUGGAAGAUGAUAUCAUGGGAAUCGCCAAGUCGGCUGCUGAAAACUUCGACGACGAGGAGCUACGCGACACCUUCGUUAACAUUUCUCUGGACCUUGUUCAGGAACAACCGAUGAAAAUCCCUUUUGUGGCCGCCACAACCCUGGUCGCUUAUAACCUCAAGGCUGAAUUGGGUGCGGAAGUGCUUAAGAAGGCAGGCGAGAUCUUGCAGAAACACAUCAAUUCGGGGUCAUGGCGAGAGGUGAAGCUUGUCCUUCGCUUCUUGGGGCUGUUACAGCCUCUCUUUGAGGGCGAUGGUAUUUUCCCGCUGUUGGAGGAGCUGUUUGCUCGUGCUGUUGACCUUCAAACGGCAUCCUCGGAGGAUCUGCUCGGUCUGGAGCUUACCAAGAUUAUUUUGUUCACUAUUCCUUAUGUGAUGUCUUCUCCCGCCACCGGCUUUGAGCUUCAGGCUAUGGCGCUCCUUGAGAAAACGGACAUCAUUGCGUCUACGCCACACGCAUUGGUGGACCUGGUGAAUACUUUCAGCCCCGAAGAGAACAGGGAAGCUGCUGGACCCAGUGUUAUCGGUCUUCUCCAAAGUCAACUACAAGGCGAGGCUAGCCGGGGCUGGGAGUUGAAGUGUCUCCCUCGUCCUUGGAAAGGUGUUCAGAAAAUUGAGCAGGGUGAACAAGAUUCUGAACAAGAAUUUUUCGUACCAGUGAACAAGGUCUCUUUCCCACAGAUCAAUGUUCCCAAUCCUGUGCCGAACGGUGCCCGCCCUCUUUUCCCCGAAGUUUACAUCUCGGUGUAUGCCAACCAAGAAAUCGAUACUGUGCCUCCACCUUCAGAUGUCACGUCGCUGCUCAUAAGAGACGCAUUGGUGGACACCAUCGAUCUUCUUGACUUCAACCGUGUUGCAACGGCCAAGUAUUUGAUUGAUGUGGACUGUUACUUCACCCCGCACACCUUCGUCAAGCGCGCCACGCCCUUUGACCGCAUGCGUGACCUUGCUGGCGAGGGUCAGUCGUGGAAGCCCGAAGAUGUUGCAGUGGAUGCCGUGUUCUCUCAGCUGUAUCGACUGCCCACCUCCGAGCACAAACUGGUAUAUUACCAUGCCCUCUUGACCGAGUGCUGCAAGAUUGGCCCCGCCGCCAUCGCGCCUAGCUUGGGUCGUGCUAUUCGGUUCUUGUAUAAUAACCUGGAGACCAUGGAUCUGGAACUGAGCAACCGGUUCUUGGAUUGGUUUGCUCAUCAUCUGAGUAACUUUGGUUUCACAUGGAAAUGGAGUGAGUGGGUUGAUGAUCUUGAGCUUCCUGCCAUCCAUCCCAAGCUGGCCUUCAUCAAUGGUGCUUUGGAUAAGGAAAUCCGCCUCAGCUUUGCACAGCGCAUUAAGGGUACUUUGCUGGAGCCCUAUAUUCCCUUGAUCACAGAAGGCAAGGAGAAGGAUACACCCGAGUUCAAAUAUUUCUCCGAGACGACCCCAUACGCUAAGGAAGGACAGGAGAUUAUGCAGCUCAUCCGAAAGAAGGCCAGUGAUGAAGAAAUCCAGCCAGUGAUUGUAGCAAUCGAGGAACAGGCCCAAAGUCUGGGAGUAGAGGACGUCAAGGUGCCUUCGACGGAUGCCUUGAUGACCUCAAUCUGCUUCGUGGGAUCCAAAUCUCUCUCUCAUGUUCUCUCGUGCAUUGAAAGAAACAAGGACCGGCUGCUGGCCAUCGGACCGGUAUCGCAGCGGGCCCGAUGCCAGAUCAUUGCCUCCGUGAUGGAGUACUGGGCUGACCAACCCGGCAUCGCUAUCAACAUCAUCGAUAAGCUCCUCAACUACACGAUCAUCAGCCCCUUUUCCGUACUUGAAUGGGCUCUUUCGGAGUCUCUGGGAGCUGGCACGGUGCUUGCCAAGGCUCAUAUCUUCGAAAUGAUCUCCGCUACCGUCGGCAAGGUUACCAAUCGUAUGCGCCAGAUCGUCGCGGCUCGUAUCCAGCCUGGCCUGUACGAACCCCAGCUGAGUGUGAUAGAUGGGACACUUGCCCGUGAGAGGACCGAGAUGCAGACGCUGUUCAAAUUCAUUGAGGAUUCCAUUGUCUCAGUGGCUGCUGGCAGUAAUGAUGAGCUGAUGGAGCGUGGGGAUGGCAGCGGAGAUCUGCCGGAGGACGCUAUUAUUCGCCAAUGGGGUCGUCGAUGGCUUCGUGUGUUCAGACGCAAGGUUGCCGUGGAAGAGGCCUUCAUCAUGGAGUCUUUGGUGAACGCCACCCCGGUUGGCACUGUCGCUCCCGUUCAGGCUGAUGCUGGAAUCACUGGUGAUGGAGACAUUAAGAUUGCCGAUGCAGAUGAGCAAUAG
Molecule: messenger RNA, 2502 nt
Organism: Penicillium verhagenii
Lineage: Eukaryota; Fungi; Ascomycota; Eurotiomycetes; Eurotiales; Aspergillaceae
Product: NCBP1 family protein
Exons: 7
Coding region: 1-2502 (833 amino acids)
Biological process (GO): nuclear-transcribed mRNA catabolic process, nonsense-mediated decay; mRNA export from nucleus
Cellular component (GO): nuclear cap binding complex; nucleus
Molecular function (GO): mRNA binding; RNA cap binding
Source: RefSeq, a predicted model, not a curated record